Molecule: messenger RNA, 1999 nt
Organism: Sander lucioperca (pikeperch)
Lineage: Eukaryota; Metazoa; Chordata; Actinopteri; Perciformes; Percidae
Product: proteinase-activated receptor 3
Exons: 2
Coding region: 189-1325 (378 amino acids)
Biological process (GO): positive regulation of Rho protein signal transduction; blood coagulation; phospholipase C-activating G protein-coupled receptor signaling pathway
Cellular component (GO): membrane
Molecular function (GO): thrombin-activated receptor activity
Source: RefSeq, a predicted model, not a curated record
AGAAACCAAAGACAACCCACAUUCCCCAUAUUACGUACUAGGCUUGGGGAGGUGUUGUUGUAACUCGAGUGCACCAACAGAGCAGCAGCAAACAAAGGUUACACCGAGCAGCGACGAAAUGUGAAGCUGAGCACACAGUCAACCGGAGAGAAGUGAUUUUUCCAGAGCUGUUCAAUGAUUAAAAGAAAAUGGGGAAAGUACUUUUUUUCUUCCUCGUUUUUGUUCUCUGUCUGAGUGGUACUCUUCAAAAGAAAGAGAAAAGGGGAAGCAAAGUGCAGAGCAACAGCUCGGAGGUUGUGGUUGCUGUGCCCAGAACAUUGUUAGGAGAGAUAAUUAUUCAGACCAAAUCCUUUACUGUUCCAAACGGGACACAAGCUCCCAUUUCAUCCCAGUCCGAUCCAGCUCUGCAGUCUCUAAGCAACAUCACAGUCGGGUUCCUCCGUGGCGCCCUGAGCACACGGGUCAUCCCCGUUAUUUACAUGUUGAUCGUUGCUGUGGGGAUCCCGGCCAACAUCGCCAUCUUGUGUACACUGGCCUCUAAAAUCAGAAAAGUGUCCUCUGCCAUCCUCUACUGCAGCCUGGCUGUCUCCGACCUCUUCCUCCUCCUAUCCCUCUUCUUCAAGGCUCACUACCAUUUCCAUGGAAACCACUGGGUGCUCGGAGAGGCUGCCUGCCGGGUGGUCACGGCCUGUUUCUAUGGCAACCUCUACUGCUCGGCCCAGACGCUGGCCUGCAUCAGCAUCAAGCGCUACCUGGCUGUGGUGCAUCCGUUCAUGUACAAAGGUCUCCCCAAAAGGAUGUUCACCACCUGGGUCAGUGUGGUGGUAUGGGGGGUGUUUGGUGCCGCCGUCGUCCCCGAGCUCCUGGUCCAGCAGAGCUAUUGGAUCCCCGAGGUGGACCUCAUCACCUGCCACGACGUCUUGCCUCUUAAGUCCCACAUCUCCCUGUUCUACUACAACCUGUUUCUGACUGUCUUCGGCCUCCUGCUGCCGCUGGUGGUCACGGUUGUGUGCUACGCCCGAAUCGUCUACGAGCUGAAGCAAUCGCACCACGACUGGGCGAUGUACAUCAAGGCCAGCUCGCUGGUGUUUGUCAUCUUCCUGGUGUGUUUUGCCCCCGCUGGAGUCCUGCACUUCAUCCAUUAUGUGCAACUGUUUGUGGAUAGAACGGAGAGUUUGUACGUGCACUUUAAAGUGGCGGUGUGUUUGUGCUGCCUCCAUGCCUGUCUGGACCCCUUCCUGUUUCUUCUCAUGUCCAAGUCUGCAGGCUCUUCAUUUCACUUCAGGGCCUUUAAAAAGGGGAAAUCCAUGAGUUUAUCUGUCUAAGAAAAACCAACCAGAAAAAACUGCAUUUGAAUUUUAUUUGCAUAGCAGAUGAGGAGGCAGAUUUUCUCUGUGGCUGGAAUCCAAAUAGAAAGCAAAAGGAUCUUGACGGCAUUUCUGAUAAACAAGUAAAACACAGACUCCCUGUUGCACUAAAUGUCUUCUCUGCAAGUGGAGCUAGUGGAGAGAUAGUUAACAUGUUAAUGUUAAUGUUUAUGUAUGUUGCAAAGAAACUCACACACACUGUCUAACUUGCAAAAAGUUAUGAAUUUAAUAGUAGGCAAUGUUUUGGUACUAAACCAUCACGGUGCCUACUAGUGAUGUGCGAAGUAUUUUUCUGUACUGAAUGUUAAUGUAUGUAAAAAUGAAAAAGAAAGUAUGCAUUUUAUAUAUGAUACACAUGAUAGUUAAUGGUUUUAGUUUUUUUGUUUUUAAACAUCAGUUAUGUUGUGUGCUAUGUUGCUUUUCAUAUUUUCAUUCUUUAGAGUUUGGAGGAAAGUCUUCCUUAGCAUUAAUGCUUGAAAGUAAUAACAUGAAACAGACUGACGUUGGAAAAUAAUUCUUCCAGGCUUUUUUGUAUUUCUGUAUGGAGCUAUAAACCUAAACUAUGCCUUAGCUAUGUUAUGUUAAAUGAUUAUUUGGCUAUUUGGUAUUAAAUAUGGCUAAAGCCAAAAUGU